AUGGCUCCGCCACAUCAAACUCCCCAAUCGGGAGCCCAGCGUCAGCAGGGACUUCCAGGAGCCGAUACGCCAGAGAUGGGGUCUCUUCGUCGAGCAUCAUCCUUUCGAGGUGGUUCCCGACGAGGCCGAGGUAGGGGUCGACCGGGUGGUCGCGGAGGCAAUCGAGGAGGUAAUCGAAAUAGCCAGUUACCACUAAGCGCAAGUACCGGCGUUCUUGGUCGGCCUGGUCAAGCGACGACGAUGUUGCCGCCAGCAUUUCAGCAGCCAGGCAUUUCGUUACCAUUUAAUACGGGUUUCCAGCAUCGCCCCUCAGGAUCUAUAUCGUCUCGACAGCUGUCAGCAGGCUUGGCGACUGGCGGACCGCCAUCCAGCCAACCUACUACGGGAUACUCAACUAUUACGGCAUCUAGGACUCCCCGACUAUCUGUUGCUGACCAUCCAAACCCAUUGAGAAGUCACCCUACUCAGGAAUAUUUGGAUGUACUUGCUACUGGAUCUCAAGAGGCUCUUGAGAAGUACGUACCAGGACCCCUGAGACAUUUGCAGCCGGCCACGAACCUGCCGGCUCCCCCGUCAACCGCCACGCACCAGGCAGGUGUACCAAAAGCGUCGUCGCGAGCGCUACUACCGGUGCCCGAGUCGUCGGGAGCAACAACUUCGUCCGUCACGGCAUCCGCAUCUGGGGUUAUUCCACGUUUCAGGGCAGAAAACAUCAACCCUUACCUCUCAGACGUCGAUCUCGGUAGAAAGCAUAGGGACAGUCUGGAAAUAUCCAGCGUGAAGAAGGUACCCAAGCGCACGCCGCCCAGGGCAAAGGGAAAGUUCAGCAUGGAUGCGUCCAACAUCGACCAGACGAUCCCCGAGUUACCAGAGCAGAUUCCGGAAAGUGUGAAGGAGAAUAAUUACAAUCAUAAUAAUGAUCAUUAUUAUGGUCAUAAUUAUAAUAAUACGGAACAGAGAGCUCCUGCCCUAGACAGACCUCUGGACAGACCUUUGGACAGACCUCUCCUUCCUCGACCUCCUGCGCAGCAACUGCCCAAACAAACUUUCAUGAGCACAGGUAACCUUCCUUCCAUGAAUUUAUCUCGACCCCAACAACUCCCCCAGCAACUUCCUCAGCAGCUUCCCUUGCAGCUUCCUCAACCAUCACCUCGCCAGAUGCCAAGCUACAGAGCCGAGAAGCGCAGCGGCAUUCCCAAGUCACGCACCUUCAACGUACUUUCCACUCUAACGUCUUCGUUUUCGCGCGCGUCGCUAUCCGACAAAAACAACAAUAGCAGCAACAAUACCAAUCGCAGCAAUCUACGUCGUCGAAUCGGAUCGCCAAUCAUGGCUCCCGCUUCUGCCCUCGCUUCCUUCGACAACCACGGUAACGGCAACGGCAACGGCAACACGUCCCUAACCGAAGGAAACAAUAACAAUAACAACAACCCUUCUUUCCCCUCGGCCGUAAUGACGACCCCUACCCUAGUAGCUUCUUCGUCUACUACCCCCUCGUCCGCCGCCGCCGUCCCGACCAUCCCCGUCCAACGCAACCCGCGCAUGGUCUACGCGGCCAAGGACCCGCCGUACUGGACGGGCCGCUUCGUCGCGAUGCAGGACAAGCUGCGCAACGAGAACCUGCGCGGGCAGACCCUGAACGCGAUCACGACCGCCACCAUCUCGGAGCAACAGCACCAACAGCAACAAGCCGCCGCCGCCGCUUCUUUCCCGACCUCGCACCACAGCAUGGCUGACAUGCCCGGCGUCACCACGCAGCUCCUGUCGGGCGAGGCCGUCGCCGCGGUCCAGGCCGCGUCGGACAUGACGGACGACGACCACCGCAUCCGCCGCGUGUUCCGGCACCUGGAGGCGCUGUGCGCGAACCGGUCCGCGCUCGACAGCAUGCACGAGUUCCAGCAGGACUACGCGCGGCUCGUCGGCAAGAAGGGUCUGCUCCCGCCCGGCUCGACCUGGGAUGACUACGGUGAUGGCAACGGUGACGAUAAGGAUAAGGAUAAGAAGGCAACAGGAGGAGGAGGAGGAGGAGGAGGAGGUGGUGGAGGACAGGGUUGGGUCGGCCGCAUUUUCAGCGGUAGUAGCAGCGGAAGUAAUGGCAAGAAGAAGUAA
This is a messenger RNA of Daldinia caldariorum, 2109 nucleotides long. RefSeq lists its product as uncharacterized. NCBI's taxonomy places the organism in Eukaryota, Fungi, Ascomycota, Sordariomycetes, Xylariales, Hypoxylaceae. The coding region runs from base 1 to 2109 and encodes 702 amino acids. The record is from RefSeq and is a predicted model, not a curated record. The transcript has a single exon.